Penicillium brevicompactum is the source of this 684-nucleotide messenger RNA. RefSeq names its product putative vesicle transport v-SNARE protein Gos1. The record is from RefSeq and is a predicted model, not a curated record. Bases 1 to 684 code for a protein of 227 amino acids. Lineage: Eukaryota; Fungi; Ascomycota; Eurotiomycetes; Eurotiales; Aspergillaceae. Gene Ontology annotation, biological process: endoplasmic reticulum to Golgi vesicle-mediated transport; vesicle fusion. Gene Ontology annotation, molecular function: SNAP receptor activity. The transcript has 3 exons. Gene Ontology annotation, cellular component: cis-Golgi network; SNARE complex; Golgi medial cisterna.
AUGGCGACCACUACUGGCUCUGGAUGGACACAACUCCGACAACAAGCCCGGUCGCUGGAAACCCAGACCGAGAAUCUCUUCCACACAUACUCACAAUUCGCCUCAAUCACGAAGCCUCCACAAACACCCACCGAGGAAGAGCUACGGCUCGAAUCGCAAUUGAAAGACCUCCUCGAAAGACGUGAAUCUCUUAUCUCUCAAUUAUCUCGUCUCCUCGACUCCGAAGCCACCCUCACAUCAUCCGCCCUGAAGCAAAACAACGUCGCUCGACACCGCGAAGUGCUUCAAGAUCACCGUCGCGAACUCAACCGCCUCACCUCAGCAAUUUCAGAGUCGCGCGACCGUGCGAAUCUACUCUCCAAUGUCCGCUCCGACAUUGAUUCAUACCGCGCAUCGAACCCCGCCGCCGCGGAGGCCGACUACAUGCUCGAAGAGCGGGGCCGAGUCGACAACAGCCAUAAUAUGAUUGACGGUGUGUUGAGUCAGGCAUACGCUAUCAAUGAGAACUUUGGGAUUCAGAGUGAAACCAUCGCAAACAUUAAUCGGCGCAUUGUCGGUGCUGCCGGCAACGUGCCUGGCAUGAAUUAUCUGAUCGGCAAGAUUGGCAACAAGAAGAGAAGAGAUGCUAUGAUCCUUGGAUGUUUCAUCGGGUUCUGCUUUUUGAUGUUGCUUUUCUUCCAUUGA